AUGGCAGCAAAUUUUUGGGCUUCUACACAUUGUCAUAAUUGGUUACUUAGCAAACAGCAACUUUUGGAUAGUAGACAAGAAGAUUUAAAAUAUAUAAGUCAAAGUGAAUUGUAUAAAUUAAAUAUAUGGUUUGCUUAUGUAAUGACAGAACUUGGUAGGCGAUUAAAUGUAAGACAGGUUAUCAUAUCAACAGCAAUUACAUACUUUAAAAGAUUUUAUGUAAAAAAUUCAUAUAGAAAUACUGAGCCAAUGUUAGUAUUGACAGCGUGUAUGUAUUUAGCAAGUAAAAUUGAAGAAUUUCCACUUCAUAUUAAGACGGUUAUUGCUGAGACAAGAGGACUUAAAAUAAAUGGAUUUACUUAUGACAAUCAAAAAGUAGCAGAAAUGGAAUUUUAUUUAUUAGAAGAGUUGAAUUUUAAUAUGGUAGUUUUUCAUCCCUAUCGUUCACUUAUUCAAAUUUCAAAAGAUUUUGGAACAAAACAUGAAGAUGUUAAAAUGGCAUCUUAUAUAAUAAAUGAUACAUAUAGAACAGAUUUAUGUUUAUCAUAUCCACCAUACGUUAUUGCAAAUUUAGGCGAAUUAGAAGUAGAUAAUAUGGACCUGCUCGGCGUAGACGAUCUAAAUCCUACAAUGGCAGAUCCACGAGAUACUAAUCAAACGGGAAGUCACUCUUUAUUGGCUAAAUUAAGCGGGCCUGAUGCUCUUGAUACAUUAAUAGAAUACAUUACUUUAACCCAAGAUACAAAAGGAGUUUUUGAUAUAUUAUCAUCCUAUUACAUAGGGACACCAUCAAAGAUUAAAUAUAUGAAGCAAUUGUAUGAUUUAUAUGUUAAGGAUGAGACUGAUCCUCAAAAUAUUAUGCAUGAAGUAUUAAAAGAAAUAGUAAUUGAAAAUUAUGACAAUGAAAAAAUGGAUAAUGCAUUGAAAAAUGAUAGCGAGGAUUUGAAUCCUGUUUUAAAGCUUAUUGAUAAACCUUUUUGGCGUAAAACUAUUUAUGAUUUAUCGGAUAAAUAUCCAGAUAGCUAUUUUCUUAAUUCUGUAAUUCAGAGAAUUGCAGAUAAAGGGUACACAGACGAAAUCAAAAAUCUUAAAAGUGCAUCAGCAUAUGUUAGUGUUUAUUCCAAGGUCAUACUUAACCAAUUUAAAAUAUUACUACUUAAAGAUGAUGAUGCUAGUUUAAAUGUAGAAAUACCAGAACUAAUGAAAACUGUUAGUUUAAAUCCCCAUACAUAUAUUUUUGUUCAAGCAUUGAUAAAACGUAUAAUUCAAUCAAUGAACGGGUAUGCUUUUAGAAGAAUUUAUAAAGAAUUAGAAAAGGGUAUUACGCGAGUUAUUAAUAAAGAUCAUGUUCACAUUUUGAGAACUUUAGUUAUGGCACCUCCAGCUCAAAUUUCAUCAGCUAUAGCAAAAAUACCACUAACGCCUGGCGAUGUGGUGGCGUUGCACAAGUCAUAUUCUUCUCCAAAUCCUCCGCCGCCCGUAUUCCUUCGAGAUCCUCAAUUAUUAUAUUUUAUUUUAAAUGCGAUAUAUGUUCCCUCUGAACAAAACAAAAAUUUCAAGCAAGACCUUAAAGAAAAAUAUCUAUAUUUAGCAGCUUUUGCAGCAAGUGCAAAAGAUCUUCCGGAUGGAACGAUAGACACUUCAAAAGUCAAUGACACAUUGAUAACUUUAAAAAAACUUGAAACCACUGUAACAAGAAGAGGAGUUACCGGUGUGGAGUUUAAUUCUGUUGUUAAGGAUUUUCUUGAAUAUAUGGAUAAACCAGUAGCAUCAAUGGGAAUUAUUUUUUGGAUCAGACAUGUCCUUCGGGAUACUUCAUUUUACGAGAAACAUUUUAAACAAAAUGAAGUACCGGUUCCCCAUUUAAUACUUGAGGAGAUCGCUUACAGGCAUUCAUAUCAAAGAAAUCAUAUCUUUAACGCGUUUAAAGGAGAUUUGGAACUGGAUAGUUUGAAAGUAACUCCGGAGAUGAUGUUUUUAAUUCGACAACAAUUACUGGAUAGAUUUCUCUAUUUGGUUCAACUAGGGUUCGUUAUGCAAGUUUUACAAUAUAUGGAGUCAAUGAUUAAAGGAUUAGACGAAAGAUUGUUGUUUUAUUUUGUUAGAAAGUUGAUUCAAAUGAGUGGCCCUCCAUAUAACGACCAGUUUUAUGGCUCGGUUCUGAGAUUACUUGAACCGGUUUCUGUUUUGAUGGAGAGUAAAUUGGAAACAAGACCAUUACUUAAACAAUUUAUUAAUGAUGCACCACGAAUAAAUAAUCGAGAGUCUUUAAAUAUCAUUGACAGAAUUAAAAGAUUGAUCGAUUAA
This is a messenger RNA of Entrophospora sp. SA101, 2307 nucleotides long. The record is from the annotation of a GenBank genome assembly. NCBI's taxonomy places the organism in Eukaryota, Fungi, Glomeromycota, Glomeromycetes, Entrophosporales, Entrophosporaceae.